AUGCAAGAAAAAUACGACAGACAGAUUAGACUUUGGGGAGAAGCAGGCCAAAGAGAUAUUAACAAUGCAAUAGUUAUAUCGCUUGGCUCUGGAUCUGUUGCUUCUGAGUUUUUAAAGAACUUAGUUCUUCAUGCUGUUGGAAAAAUCAUUAUUAUAGAUGAUGCUGUUGUUACAGAGCAAGAUUUGCAUGACAACUUCAUGAUUGAGCCUGAUAGUCUUGGCAAACCACGUGCAGACGAAAUGGCAAGAUUAUUGAACGAACUCAAUCCAGACCCACAAAUUAUUACAAUUCAUAAGUCUCCAAAUGAUAUGGAAGCCUUAAAUGAGCAAACUAUCAAUGAGGAUGCCUUCAUUGUCACUUACAAUAAUCAAUCCACAGAAUUCUUAGAGAAACUCUCAGAUUUUGUAAGAGAACAUCAAGCACGCCAAGUUCACAUACAAGCUUGUGGCUUUAUGGGCGCUAUUUACCUUGAUUGUAAAAAUCAUUAUUCUUUCGAAGGUCCUUCACCGAACACCUUGUUCUGGAAUGACUUCAGAAUUAUUAAUCCUUUUCCAGCAUUGAAAGAAUUUUUCGAUAGCUUUGAUCUCGAAAAAAUACCAAUCGAAUUACAUGCAAAUCUUCCGUUUCCUGUUAUCCUUUACCAUGCCCGUAACAGGUACAUUGAAAAGACGGGAAAGCAGCCAGAAUUUUCAGAAUUUCGUCGUUUCAUCAAAUCUUUGGAAAGAGACGCAGAUAAAGAAAACAGUAUCGAUACAGCCUAUGAGAACAGCGUUUUAGCCCUUAACGAGUACCUUCCUCCAAAUACAGAGAGUUCAUUUUCAAUUGUAGACGAUUUCCCAGAAAAUGACCCAUUCUGGAGACUUGUCCGCUCAGCGAAAGCCUUUUAUCAGAAGCAUGGCGCAAUGCCUCAUAGCGGAGAAAUUCCAGAUGUAGAAACAACGCCAGAUCUUUAUGCCACCCUCAAAAAACUUUACAGAGAGAAGUCUAAUGAAGACUGGCAAGAAGUUUUCCAAGGAAUGUAUGAUAUUCCAGAAGAUUUCAAGAAUAGAUUCAAAAAGAACAUUUGGAGAAUCAAAGGAAAGAAGUAUCCACCACUUAAGGAGUCGCUCAAGCAGAUUUCAGCCGAAAAUGACUUCAUUCACGAUCAAGAAACAAAUGAUUCACUUAAUGCCAUCCAAAACGUCUUCAUUUCAUCAAGAAUGUUCUUUACUAAAUCAGGAAAAGUUCCAAAGUUGUCAGAUAUCGAUGAAAUCAAAACAAUUUUGAAAGAAAUCGGAGCUCCACAAAAUGAAAGUUUGAAUCAAGUCACAGAACAUAUUCUUCAGUUCCAAGGAGCUGCUUUACCUUCAGUUGUUUCUACAAUUUCUGCUUUUGCCGCUGAAGAGGUUACAAAAGCAAUUAUUAGACAACAGAUCCCAAUUGAUCCUGUUUUUAUUUAUGAUGCAGUCCAUGGUCAAGCAACAAAUCCUAAAAUGUAA
Molecule: messenger RNA, 1479 nt
Organism: Trichomonas vaginalis G3
Lineage: Eukaryota; Parabasalia; Trichomonadida; Trichomonadidae
Product: APP-BP1 (amyloid precursor protein-binding protein 1) family protein family
Exons: 1
Coding region: 1-1479 (492 amino acids)
Biological process (GO): protein sumoylation; protein neddylation
Cellular component (GO): cytoplasm; SUMO activating enzyme complex
Molecular function (GO): SUMO activating enzyme activity; NEDD8 activating enzyme activity
Source: RefSeq, a predicted model, not a curated record